This is a messenger RNA of Triticum turgidum subsp. durum (durum wheat), 1716 nucleotides long. Lineage: Eukaryota; Viridiplantae; Streptophyta; Magnoliopsida; Poales; Poaceae. The record is from the annotation of a GenBank genome assembly.
AUGCCCAAGAAGAACGUCGUUUCGUGGAACACCCUCUUUGGCUGGUACGUCAAGACGGGGCGUCCCGAUGAAGCCCUGGAGAUGUUCCUGCGCAUGCUGGAGGAUGGCGUUAGGCCCACGCCGGUCAGCUUCGUGAACGUCUUCCCGGCGGCGGGGAGCGGCGAUCCCAGCUGGCCAUUCUUGCUCUAUGGUUUGCUGAUAAAGCAUGGGGUGGAGUAUGUCAAUGAUCUCUUUGUUGUCAGCUCGGCGAUCGGCAUGUUCUCUGAGAUUGGCGAUGUGCAGACAGCUCGGAUGGUGUUUGACCGUGCUGCCAAGAAGAACAUUGAGGUUUGGAACACGAUGAUCACUGGGUACGUGCAGAAUGGGCAGUUUUCUGAAGCCAUGGAUCUCUUUAUCCAGAUACUGGGGUCUAAAGAGGUUCCAUCGGAUGUUGUGACUUUCUUGUCAGCCGUCACAGCGGCGUCGCAGUCACAAGAUGUCAGGUUGGGUCAGCAACUGCAUGGCUACUUGAUGAAAGGAAUGCACAGCACACUGCCUGUGAUACUGGGUAAUGCGCUUGUCGUGAUGUACUCGAGAUGCGGCAAUGUUCAGACUGCAUUUGAACUGUUCGAUCGGUUGCCAGAGAAGGACAUUGUUUCCUGGAACACCAUGAUCACUGCUUUUGUGCAAAAUGAUUUUGACUUGGAGGGCCUGUUGCUCGUUUAUCAGAUGCAGAAAUCAGGUUUCAUUCCUGAUACGGUGACAUUGACUGCAGUGCUGUCUGCAGCAUCAAAUACAGGAGACCUUCAGAUUGGUAAACAGUCGCAUGGGUAUCUCAUCAGACAUGGCAUUGAGGGCGAGGGCUUGGAGAGCUAUCUAAUAGACAUGUACUCCAAGUCUGGCCGCAUAGACAUGGCUCAGAGAGUGUUUGAUGGCUAUGGGAAUAACAGAGAUGAAGUCACUUGGAAUGCCAUGAUAGCAGGGUACACGCAGAGUGGCCAGCCUGAACAGGCAGUCUUAGCAUUCCGGGCGAUGAUCGAGGCAGGUGUGGAACCUACUUCAGUGACACUUGCUUCAGUGCUUCCUGCUUGUGACCCCGUUGGAGGGGGUCACGGUUUCGGCGAGAGAGCACUAUCCCUCUUCUACUUGAUGCGAGACAAGGGGUUAAAGCCUGACGCCGUGACCUUCCUGGCAACCAUUUCAGCAUGUAAUUACUCUGGACUCGUCGAUGAAGGUCUUUCUUUGUACAGGUCAAUGGAAACAUUUGGGCUUUUAGCUACCCCUCAGCACCACUGCUGUAUCGUGGACUUGUUGGCUAAAGCCGGGAGGGUGGAUGAAGCAUACGACUUUGUAGAAAGCCUGGCUGAGGAUGGGAACUUCAUCGCCAUCUGGGGAUCGCUUCUGGCAUCCUGCAAAGCGCAAGGCAAGAUGGAGUUGGCAGCAUGGGCGACUGAGAAGGUGCUCAACAUUGAGAAGCAGUAUGGUCAUGCAGGCUACAAUGUUUUGCUGUCGCAGCUAUUUGCUGCUGAAGGUAACUGGAGUAGCGCUGAUAGUCUGAGAAAGGAGAUGAGAUUGAGGGGGGCGAGGAAAGAGGUGGGUUCUAGUUGGAUCAAAGUCCAGACUGCAGCAUUGCAGGACAGAUCUGUGGAGAGGAACCAAAAGCAAAAUUUCCCCGAAAAUGAGCAUGUGUUCUCGAUGCUGGAUGGGGAUACUUGCAGUACAAACGCAAUCAUUUAA